CCCGCCCCUCCCCGCCUCGCCCCGCCCCUGACAGCGCCUCCUCCCUGACUCUAGGCGCGCUACCGACGGAACUGAUUCACACCUCAUCACUGCUUGUCUGGAAGACAGAGCAAUGCCAAAGAAGGUCAAGUCUGCAGGCGAUGGGAAGGAAGAGGGACCUGUUCCUCGGAAGCAGAUGAAGGUGGAGGCAGCUGGUGACCUUUCCACUUUAAACUUUGACAGUCCCAGUGAUCUCUUAGAAAGUUUAAUCUCACCUGUCAAGGCAGAGACUUUUUUUAAGGAAUUCUGGGAACAAAAGCCCCUUCUCAUUCAGAGAGAUGGCAGUGCAUGGGCUGCUUAUUACCAGUCCUUGUUUAGGUUCUCAGAUCUGAAGAAUCUAUGUAGCCGGGGUCUGUACUACGGAAGAGACAUCAAUGUCUGCCGGUGUGUCAGUGGGAAGAAGAAGGUUUUAAAUAAAGAUGGCAGAGUGCACUUUCUUCAGCUGAGGAAAGAUUUUGAUCAGAAAAGGGCAACGAUUCAGUUUCACCAACCUCAGAGAUUUAAGGAUGAGCUUUGGAGAAUCCAGGAGAAGCUAGAGUGCUACUUCGGUUCCUUGGUUGGCUCAAAUGUGUACAUAACCCCCGCAGGAUCUCAGGGUUUGCCGCCCCAUUAUGAUGAUGUUGAGGUUUUCAUCUUGCAGCUGGAAGGAGAGAAACACUGGCGGCUUUACCACCCCACUGUGCCCCUGGCACGGGAGUACAGUUUAGAACCAGAGGACAGGAUUGGAAGGCCAACGCAUGAGUUCAUAUUAAAGCCAGGUGAUUUACUGUACUUUCCCAGAGGAACCAUUCAUCAAGCAGACACUCCUCCAGGGCUAGCUCACUCUACUCACGUGACUAUCAGCACCUACCAGAACAAUUCAUGGGGAGAUUUUCUUUUGGACACCAUCCCGGGGCUUGUAUUAGAUACUGCAAAGGAAGACAUGGCGUUUCGGGCUGGUAUACCCCGGCAGCUGCUCCUGCAGGUAGAAACCACCUCUGUUGCAACAAGGUUAAGUGGCUUUCUGAGGACUCUUGCUGAUAGGCUGGAGGGCACCAAAGAGCUGCUUUCAGCAGAUAUGAAGAAGGAUUUCAUUACGAACAGACUACCACCUUACUAUGUGGGAGAUGGAGCAGAACUUUCAAUGCCAGGUAAAGAGUCACCGAAGUUGGACAGUAUAGUGAGACUGCAGUUUAAAGACUACGUCGUUAUUACUGUGGGGCCAGAUCAGGAUCGGUCCGAUGAAGCUCAAGAAAAGAUGAUUUAUGUUUAUCAUUCCUUAAAGAAUAGGAGAGAGACUCACAUGAUGGGAAAUGAAGACACAGAGUCACAUGGACUUCGCUUUCCUUUAUCACACAUGGAUGCCCUGAAACAGAUUUGGAACAGUUCAGCCAUUUCUGUCAAGGACUUGAAACUUAAUACAAAUGAGGAAAAAGAAAGGCUGGUGUUGUCCCUGUGGACAGAAUGCUUAAUCCAAGUAGUCUAGUACUUUCGCACAAUCAGACACCAACCUGACUUCACUGGGCAGAUGACCUUACCAAUGUGUCCUGGAACCCCACCUCUUCAGAGUCCUGCCCCACUAGAGAAAGAAAGAAACAGGCUGGGAGUACGGAUUGACCUGCCAACACCCAUGUCCAGUGGAGAAGCAGUUACAGAAGACAGAACUCCCACUGUCUGCACCCACAAAAUGACUGUGGGUCCAUGCACCCAGAGGGAUAAAGAAUAGGAAAACUUCCAAUGAAGGGGAUGGGACACGGAGCUCUGGUGGUGGGAACUGUACCCCUCUUUACCCUACAGUCUUGUGGAUCAUAAAUAAAUAGCACUGCAUUGAGUUAUGUGUAGAUGCCAAAUGGGAAAUUAUGAGAAACACAGGUGCCAUAGUGCUGUAGGAGCAAUGGUAACUUUUUAAUUUACAUUUAUUCCUUGCUGAUCUUUAUACUUCAAAAGAAGAGACCAAGCAUGUUUAACCACUUAUAUAGGUAAUAAAAGAUUGGGUAACAAUUUAAUCCCUGGGCCUGGAAUGUAUAUAGGAAGUUUUAGAACAGUAAAUCCAAGAUUUGCCUAUGAGGGUAUUUACUGGAAGUUAGUAUAUGUCUAGCCGUAUAUACUAAAUGCUUUCUGGGCCACUGUAUUUGUCGGAAUUAAUAGCCAGGAGAACUCCAGCACAUGUGUGGAAAAGCCAGGUCUUUUCUGCACCCAAAGUUCUCCUUAACAGGAUGUUAUGUAGCCUGUGCUGACAUUCACUAGAGACUUAUUUCUUGAGGUGAAAUAACAAACACUCUUUUGGGCACCAGGCAGUACCACACCUAUUACCAUGUGUAAGGACCUAAGUUCGAGCUCCUGCUUUCUCCCUUUUUAUCUUAUCAAAUAAGAAAGGGAAAAAUGGCCACCAGAAGAGGUGAAUUUGUAGUGGUGGCCCUAGUUGAUAACCCUGGUGGCAGUAACAACAACAAAAACAGUUUUUUUUAACCCUUCAAAUACAAGAUUAUCCAACACCCACUACCCUUUGGUGUGGGCAACCCUAUUGGAGCCUUCCUAAAUAAUAAAUUGUUCAUUUACUAAAGAACACUCAGAAAUUUUAAGUGUUAGAUAAGACCACUAAUGAACCUUUUACUAGCUAAACUUAUAAUCAAUUUGAGGCCAGCUGAACUUACCAAAUAGACUAAUAAGCAAAUAGAAAAAUGUGCUUUUAUCUUAUUCAAGUAAGGGGGGAGAGACCUGGUUAAAUGUUUCAAACACCUCACCAAUGUGCCUUGGAGCUCCGCUUCCCCAGAGCCCUUCCCCACUAGGGAAAGAGAGAGGCAGACUGGGAGUAUGGAUCGACCUGUCAACGCCCAUGUUCAGUGGGGAAGCAAUUACAGAAGCCAGACCUUCCACCUUCUGCAUCCCACAAUGACCUUGGGUCCAUACUCCCAGACAGUUAAAGAAUAGGAAAGCUAUCAGGGGAGGGGAUGGGAUAUGGAGUUCUGGUGGUGGGAACUGUGUGAAGUUGUACCCCUCUUAUCCUAUGGUUUUGUCAAUGUUUCCUUUUUAUAAGUAAAAAGUUAAAAAAAUGUUUCAAACAAUAGUAUAAAUACUGGAAUUCA
Erinaceus europaeus (western European hedgehog) is the source of this 3104-nucleotide messenger RNA. It is a transcript of the gene RIOX2, whose product is annotated as ribosomal oxygenase 2. Gene Ontology annotation, cellular component: nucleolus. Bases 113 to 1504 code for a protein of 463 amino acids. NCBI's taxonomy places the organism in Eukaryota, Metazoa, Chordata, Mammalia, Eulipotyphla, Erinaceidae. Gene Ontology annotation, molecular function: histone H3K36 demethylase activity; histone H3K4 demethylase activity. The transcript is spliced from 11 exons. The record is from RefSeq and is a predicted model, not a curated record.